GUGGACAGAAAACAAGUUCAAGAGUGGCGAAAACAGAAGGCCAGUUUAGAGGCUGCAAGAGAUGACAAGGAUAUAAUUGUAAACCAAGUGCGAGUUCUCAGUGGUCGUAGUCGAAAAGCUGCCUACCCCCUAUUGGAAGAUGAGUUAUUAGAGUAUAUCAAAAAAAAAAGAGAGGAAAAAUGCACGGUCACGACGUCUAUGAUUAUAAAAAAAGCCAAAGAUUUGGGAACAAGCCUAGGUCUUAGUGAUAUCAAGUUUUCUCGAGGUUGGGCUGAAACUUUCAAACAGCGGCAUAAACUAGUAAAACGUGCUCGAACCCAAAUAGCCCAGAAGGUUCCCGAAGACAUGCCACAAACAGUUAUAAAUUUCCUUCGGAUUGCACGUGAAAAAACGUAUAAUAUUGAAAAAAAAUUUAUUAUUUCUUUUGACGAAACGCCUAUGUGGUUCGACAUGCCACAAAAUUCAACAAUUGAUUUUAAAGGCGUUCAUGAAGUAACAGUUAAAUUAACGGGAAGCGAUAAACUACGUUUUACAGUAGUUUUGAGCUACACCGCGGCUGGAGAAAAACUUCCCCCGAUGGUAAUCUUUAAACUAAAGAAAAAACCAAAGGGCAAAUUUCCACGAAAUAUUGUGGUUGCAACAGCACCCUCUGCAAACAUGACACAGGAUUUAAUGAUUUCCACGUUUAUUCCACGGGUUGUUUGGGCCAGGCCCAAUAGUUUUUUUAAAAGCAAGGGUAUAAUUUUUUUUGAUGCGCAUCGCAGUCAUAAUCGUGAUGGUGUAAUAAGAAAGUUGAAUUCAGAAGGUUUGGAUAUUUUAGAAAUACCAGGUGGGACAACAUGUGUUUUGCAGCCUCUGGACGUUUCAGUAAAUAAGCCCUUCAAAAAUGGAAUGCAAAGAAGAUGGGAAGAAUGGAUGGAUAGAGGGAAAGUAGUGCUUACCAAAAAGGGGAACCACAAAAAGGCGUCAUAUGAGCUGGUUUGUGAAUGGGUAUCCGAAACCUGGAAGGAAAUCAGUACAAAUGUGUUGGUUAAAUCUUUUGAAGCGACGGGAUUAACGCUUAAUCCUGAUAAUAGCGAAAAUAAUAAAAUGUCAAGCCGUCUGCAGGCCAUUGUUGAAAACCGUCCGAUUGAAAGAGAAAUAUUUUUAGAAAGUGAAUCGAAUCAUUAUAAUGAGCUAGAUAAUGAACCAGAUAAUAAUGAGCUAGAUAAUGAACCGGGUGAGUUAGACGAUUAUGACGAAAAUAUGAUAGAUAAUGAUUCAGAUUUUGAUAGCGAUGAAGAUGAGCAGGUAGAUAGCGAUGGAGCGAUGGAAGUUGAUAAAGUAGUAGAUAGCAAUGAAGCGAUAGAAGUCGAUGAAGUAGUAGAAAUCGAAUAG
Molecule: messenger RNA, 1377 nt
Organism: Ambispora leptoticha
Lineage: Eukaryota; Fungi; Glomeromycota; Glomeromycetes; Archaeosporales; Ambisporaceae
Source: the annotation of a GenBank genome assembly